Miscanthus lutarioriparius is the source of this 648-nucleotide messenger RNA. NCBI's taxonomy places the organism in Eukaryota, Viridiplantae, Streptophyta, Magnoliopsida, Poales, Poaceae. The record is from the annotation of a GenBank genome assembly.
AUGGGCAACUUCGCGUCGUGCACGCUGGCGGGGGCAGCCGGUGCCGGGAGGGCCAGCAGCGGCGCGAGGGUCGUGCUCCCGGACGGGCGGGUGCGGCAGGUGGCCCUCCCGGCCACGGCGGCCGAGCUGAUGCUGGACGCGCCGGGCCACUUCCUGGCGGACGCGCGGGCGCUGCGCCUGGGGCGGCGGGUCGAGGCGCUCCCGGCGGACGAGGCGCUCGUCCGCGGCGCGCUGUACGCCGCGCUCCCCAUGAAGCGCCUGGGAGCCCCCAUGGCGCCCGCCGACGUGGCGCGCCUGGCCGCCGCGGUGGUGUCCAGCGAGGAGAAGGCGCGGGCGGCGACGAGGAGCAGGAGGAGGAUGAGGACGGCGUCGUCCCCCGCCGCCACGGCCAAGGUCGCCGCCGUCGUCGUGCCGCCCGAGGUGCUGGAUGCCGCCGAUGCCGCCGCCGCCGCGUCCCUUGGGCUCCAGGAGAUGGACGCGGCGCCCAAGCCGAGGGCACCGAAGCUGGAGGAGAUGGCCGUCGACGACGCGGCGGCCGCGGCGGAGAUCGAGGAGCUCAAGCAGCGGCUCAGCGGCGGCGGGCGGCGGUCCAGGCGGCCCACGCUGGAGACCAUCCAGGAGGAGAGCUACGUGCCUGCGAGAUGCUGA